AUGCUAGAGCGCACGUCGGCAUGUCUCGACACUGGAGUUCGCUUCUCUUUGCGCCAGAAGAGUCUGUUCCCCAAAAGUCGCCGACUGCUCCACUCGUCCUUUUGGGCAACUAACGCUCCUAAUGUCGAUCACCUCUGCCUAUACUCGAGNUCUCCCGCCCCCGCUCCCGCUACUGCUGCCUGCUCCACCGCUCCUGCCUCGCCCGACCCCUACGAUGCUCCUCCCUUCCUCGACUUCCUCUACCCCGCCCCAACCCAGGCCUUCAUGACACGCCUGUCUCAGUGGGAAAGAUGGUCUCGCAAACACACUCGACCCAAUGUCUUGAGAGGCUAUUCCUCUUUGACUACCCGGAACGGCUCUUCCGCCUCCUCGAUUCGCCCUUCUCGUGCUCAUCAAGAGCUUCUUGCCUUACUGGACUCCCCUUUGCCUGACCGGUCUNNUUUCCUCUCCUUGGACGUCGACCGUACCUGGAAUCUCCUCUCUCAAAUUUCCGAGCCCACUCCUGCCCUGCUCUGUCGUGUCAUUCACUGGUUCUCCAAGACACAUGACAAGACCGCCGAUCGACACGCUGCUGACCUCUUCUCCAACCUACCCAAUGAAUCGAAAUCGCCCACUGUUUAUCAAGAUGCAAUCCACUCCAAUCUGAGACUCGGUCGUCAAUCUAUCGCCGCUGCCUUGCACAAAGAAGCCUCUCUACUGUCAAAAGAAGGUCCCAUCGCUUCUGGCCAUCUUAUGGCCUCUGCCGUCCAAGAAGGGGACUGGUCUUUGGCUAUAUCUGUUCUAAAAGAGUGGGAAACAUAUAAUGCCUCGGCGCCCUCCACGGUGGACUCUGCCAAUUUCUGGAACACUGUCGUUCGCCCUUUUCCAUUCAUUCUUGUACGGCUGCACGAUCUCCGUAGGCUGUGCUACCAAAGGACAAAACACGAGGAAAAGGACGAACUUACUCAAGAGUCACUGCGUCUCUAUGGUCUCAUGAUGGGUCGAUGGGUUCACGCUCAAUCAAGAGAUCCUCUCUUCAUGAGACAACACGAUUCUGCUGCUGAAAAAGUUCGUGAGUCUGUGAGGACGUUGAUCUUGAGGACACACGAGCGUGGCUUGGCCUCGGCUGAUCUAUAUGAAAACGUACUCAUGUCGCUGUUGACUCUACCCCACUGCGCCGAGAACCCAGCCUGCACUGCAAUUGUCGCUGCUACCUACCUGUUAUAUCGGCAGUCCGACUUUUAUGCGCCUACUGAGAAAUUGCUCUUGCAAACGACCAGUUUCUGGAAGGAGCACUACCUUGCUUAUUCUCCAAAAAGGUCCAAAAGCAACUUCAUUGGCAAAGAGAAAAUUCUGGAAGACUUCUUCAAAUACCAUCAGAAACCCAGUGAUAGAGCCCUUCUUAUCAUCAUGAGUGCCUUUGCUCAACGAGGCGUUGAUGGACCUGUCAGAGAGCACGCCUAUCUAUACAAAUCUCUCCAUACUAAGAACGACUUAGAUGCUAAGAACCUUUGGCCUCUUCUCACUGUCCAUGCAGUCAACCUCAAGCCUUCACUUGCUGCUCAACAACUUCAUGACAUGAAGAAAGACUUCGGCGUCUCGCCAAACCUGAAAUGUUGGAAUAUUGUUCUGCAUGCCUACACGCGGAUCGACGAUUUACCGGAAGCUCUUCAACUCUUCCGUAAGAUGUUGGACUCCGGAAUUGAGCCUGACGAGUACACAUAUGCCUCGCUGCUCAACGUAUACGCUAAGCGAGGAGACGUUGAUGGGGUGAUUGACCUGUUGGAUUUUGCAAAGUCAAAUGGCGCGACAAGACCUACCACCUACAUGUUGAACUGCAUGAUUCUUGCACUGACUAACAGUUAUGAAAUAAAUGGUGCUCUGAAGGCGUUGGAUCAGACUGUUCAGGCUGUUCGGCAAGACAGAGCGGAUGGCUCUCUCACUCUGUGUUUCAACACCAUGCUUACUGCCUUGGCAUGGAAACGCGACCUCAAGGGCACUAUGGCAGUCUACCGUCGUAUGAGGGAAGAGAAUGUGCCGCUCGACGAGCGAUCAUAUGGAGCAUUGAUGCUGGUUCUCUGUCUCGUUCGCCAAUCACCAUCAGCGCACAAAAUCCUGAAAUCGGUCAUGCCUGCAAACGGCAUACGACCUUUGGCCUUCCAUUAUGCCAUUCUCACAAGUGGCUAUAUGGGCCAAGAAAUGUACACAGAAGCGAUGGAAGUGGAAGACGAGAUGAAGCUGGCACGAGUGCGACCGACGUCUAGCACUCGAGCCAUUGCGCGCAAAGCGAAAGCUGUCAGUCAAGACAGCAUCACACGCAGUCAAACAGAUGAAGCCGGCCACUUGUCACCUUUGAAUCUUGCGAUCGAAGAUUUCCAAAAAGUGUUGAACGACAAUCGAAUUUUCCGUCAUGGGUUCCAACCUGAACCGCUUGGCCAUGAAGUUAUGGACAUAGGUCAUUUGAUUUAUAUCCAUGGCCGACGUAGGACAUUCGAGGCAGUCCAGCAUCUGUUUCAGAUGUUUCAGGGGAAGCUUGCAGAGGUGGACACUUAUCACAAUCAAGUACCAAUCGUACUUCUGCUCACAAAUCUCAUGUUCGUACACAGCCAAGCUCAAGAGUGGAGCGAGGUCGACAAGUACUGGGAUCUGAUCAAGUCCCGGGUGGACGACAUACGCCUGUUGCACAUCCCAGCAUCGAAACUGGUGCAGUCUGUUCGACAGGGUCCGACCACUCGAACUCGACGAGAAGCGGAGACCGUGCGAGUACCCCCAUACUACCGCUUCAUGCUAUCGCGACCACUACAGUACUACAUCCGCUCUCAAUUCGCACAAUCCUCAAUCAGGAAGCUUGUUCCGAUGAUGAUAAAACUGCUUUCCCAGGGCUUCCGGUUUGCCAACAACACCUGGAACGAGCUCAUUGUACAACUUUGCCAGACAAGCCCUCCACGUGCAUUGCUCGCCUACACAUUGGUCGAGAAAUACAUGAUGAAAGACUGGCCUGGCUGGAUUUCCUAUAAACAUGGCGCGAUAAGAAGACCUGAUAUCGUCUAUCUCAAAAAGCAAACUCACAAGGAAGCACUGCAAUACAUCAGUGCGCGAUACAUCAACAGAGAUCAAGUCAUUCCGCAGUAUCGUACGAUGGUUUAUCUGGCCAGUGCAUUGUUGGAAGUACGUGGUCUUACUAGUCGCGGUCUAGGCGACUAUCACAAGGAAUCGGGCAUCAGCUCGGCAGAGCUGAGACAACAGAUUGGUACAAUUUCUGAGAUCCAAGAACAGGCACCCAGGACAUUGCACGCUAUAAACAGCAUGCCCAGGGUUGUCGACAGGCUUCAAGAGAUCUUACUCCGUACGUAA
Molecule: messenger RNA, 3333 nt
Organism: Aureobasidium vineae
Lineage: Eukaryota; Fungi; Ascomycota; Dothideomycetes; Dothideales; Saccotheciaceae
Source: the annotation of a GenBank genome assembly